Messenger RNA from Oncorhynchus kisutch (coho salmon), 3559 nucleotides. RefSeq names its product MHC class II transactivator-like. Bases 141 to 3392 code for a protein of 1083 amino acids. Gene Ontology annotation, biological process: positive regulation of MHC class II biosynthetic process; positive regulation of transcription by RNA polymerase II; positive regulation of MHC class I biosynthetic process. The record is from RefSeq and is a predicted model, not a curated record. The transcript is spliced from 17 exons. Lineage: Eukaryota; Metazoa; Chordata; Actinopteri; Salmoniformes; Salmonidae. Gene Ontology annotation, molecular function: protein binding; ATP binding.
UUGUCCAGAUCGCUCCUUCUCUCCUUUACAUUCCUGGGUUUGGGACUGCUACUUUCGUCUCUUCGUGUAGCAAUGGCUCAGAGCUGCAGCUCGUUCAAGCCCCUGUUUUCGGCUUCUCAAGACCUCCCACCUACAUACUGAUGUCUUCUCCCUCGCUGUCUCCUAGAACCCUCGACGUCCUACCUCUCUCUCCAGUUGACGGCGCGGUAGCUCCAGAUUCGAUGUGUUCGUAUCCUCCUGGGUCUCUGUCUGACUGUGCCAGCCAAGCCCUGUCUCCCCCCUCUGCCUCCCCCCUCUCCCCCAGGACAGAGGAGUACAUUCACCAAGCCAAGGCUCACCUGAGGGGAAUGUGCCAGGAGAUGGAGGCGGGCCUUAGCCUGGCGUUCCACUAUGUUGACGUGCGAUUGGUCCAGAGGCAGAUCCUGAUUGACUCAGGGAAGAGCACCAGCAAGUGCCUGGAGAAAGAUUUGGUCGUUAUCGGAGACACGGAGAGGAGGCGGGGCUCGUUGGCCAGGAGUCAGGUGUUUGAGAGCUCCCCCGGGGCGAAACCCAAACGUUCCAUCGUGUUGCUAGGCAACGCCGGCAUGGGCAAAAGCACGCUCAUCAAGAAGCUCUGCGUUGAUUGGUCCGACGGCCUCCUGCCUCAGUUUGACUUUGUGUUCUUACUGGACGGUAAGGCUCUGACCCUCCCCCCUGAGCCGACCCAUAGCCUACGGUCCCUCCUCCUACACCUCUCCUGCCCCCACCCACGGGAUGUCUUCAAUCAGGUCCUCUCUGUCCCGGAGCGUGUGCUGGUGAUAUUCGAUGGCUUCGAGGUGGUGCGUGACUUGGAGGGGCUGCUUCAGUCUCCAGCGGAUGACAGUAAAGGGGAGAACUACAGUGUUAGACAGCUGUUCUCAGGUCUGCUCCAGAGGAAGCUCCUACCAGGCUGCUCUCUGCUCCUCUCUGCCCGACCACGAGGCACUGUCAGUGGGCUGCUGAGACGGGCUGACAGCCUUCUGGAACUCUCUGGCUUCUCCCCUCCGGACAUCGAGAGAUACCUGGGACAAUACUUCUCUGGACAGUCCCUAGAGUCCCCAAUCUCAGUCCCAGCCUCAGACUCAAUCCCAGUCCCAACCUCAGUCCUAGCACCAGUCCCAGACUCAGUCCUAGCCUCAGCCCCAGUCUCAGUCCCAGUCCCAGUCUCAGUCCCAGUCCCAGUCCCAGCCUCAGUCCCAGUCUCAGUCCCAGUCCCAGUCCCAACCUCAGUCCCAGUCCCAACCUCAGCCUCAGUCUCAGCCUCAGCCUCAGUCCCAGUCCCAGUCCCAACCUCAGCCUCAAUCCCAGUCCUAGCCCCAGUCCCAGUCCCAGCCUCAGUCCCAGUCCCAGUCCCAGUCCCAGUCCCAGUCCUAGCCCCAGUCCCAGUCCUAGCCCUCACCAGGCUCCACAGCCAGCCGUACCUUCUGUCUGUGUGUUGGAACCCAGCUCUGUGUCACAUGGUCUGUCUGCUUCUAGAACACUGGGAUGUUUCGGAGCCACUCCCCUCCACGCUGACUGGACUGUGUUACAGGGUGUUGCUACUAAAGAUGAGACGACACACCCGGAAACACACACGCUGUCAAACCCUACCCCAAACUCAAACCCAGGCACACACUCACACCCUGAAACACAGUCAAAACCACGUCCUGAAACACACACGCAACUGGACACGAACACACAUCCGCACUCGCUCUCACACUCAAUCCCAAAAUCAAUUAGAAGAUGAGAAGAGGAGGAUAGAGACGAGAGAGGAGGAAGAGAGGGAGGAGAGAGAGAAAGGGAGAGAGGAGAAGAGGGAGGAGGAAGAGAGAGAGAGGGAGAGAGAGAGGGAGGAGGGAGAGAAAGAGAGAGAGGAGAAGAGGGAGGAGGAAGAGAGAGAGGGGGAGGAGGGAGAGGAAGAGAGAGAGGAAGAGAACAGGUGUGUUCUGUCAGAGUUGAGCGGUCUGGCUUGGCAGGGGGUUAAAGGUCAUUCAUCUCUCCUGACCCUGACUCUGGACAAUACCGUCUAUGUCAAGCUGCGGUUGUUUGGCCUGAGGACUGGACUGGUCCAUUCUCACUGGCUGAGGGGGGAGCAGGGCAGAGAUGGUGACGGUGGCGGCGUGAGUUCCGACAACAUCCUGUCCUGGGCCCACCCUUUCCUGCAAAGCUUCCUGGGUGGGGCCCACCUGUCCGUCUCCAGCUGUGUGUCUGACCGCAAUCUGCUGGCCCAGAUACUACCACAGCCCAGGGGAAGGCGACGGCCUCAGGGAGAGUGUCUGGACCUUGCUCAGAGAUUCGCUGUCGGGCUGCUUUUCCGGAACAAUGCGGAACUCCGGGAUCUGGCCACCCUGGAUACCGGCGCCAUGAAAGUGGUGGCGGCCAAGCGAGCCGCUGUGAUAUCACACCUGGAGAACCUUCACCAUGGCGACCUGAGCCCCGCUCGGCUCCUGGAAGCGUGUCACUGCGUUUACGAGACAGGCGACAUCCGCUUGGUCAGGCACCUGGUACGGAACCUUCCCGAGGUUCUGUCGUUCCAAGGGGUUCCGCUGUGCCCCGCCGACGCCUUCGUAGUGUGGAACCUUUUGGACCAGUGUAGAACGCUGAGGAGGAGGUUCUGUCUGGGGCUGGAGGACACAGGACUGAGGAUGACAGGAUUAAAACUACUGACGGGUCUCAACAACAUACACUCAUACAGGGCGUGUAUCGCUGACACCAUCACUCUGUGGGAGGAGCUAGAGCAGAGUGGGGAGGAGGAGCUUCUGAAAGCGGUUGUGUCCAAGUUGACCCUUAACCCUUUCAGAGCCACACAGGUGUCCCACGUCCAACACCUGUCCACACUGGUCCACCUACACACAAGCAGGAGACUGUCUGAGAGCCAAUCAGAUGGUGUCCUGGGGGAGGGUUGGGGGCCAGUGAAUGGUCCUCUGGCGCUCCCUAAACUCUUGGAGCUGCUGCCAGCCCUGCACAGUCUACAUCACCUGGAUCUGGAGAACAGUAAACUGGGGGACAGUGGGGCUGAGGGGCUGGCUGGAGCUGUGCUGUCUCUCUCCUCUCUGCAGAUUAUCAAUCUGUCCCAGAACUGUAUAGGAGACCAGGGAAUAAGGAGUCUGGCUCCUGCUCUGUCUACCCUCCCCUCACUGCACUGUCUCAGUCUGUACAGUAAUGUGAUAUCUGACGGGGGUGCUGAGAGUCUGGCUGCUGUUUUACCUCAGAUGACAUCACUCAGUGACCUGGACGUCAAGUACAACAGUUUCACGGCCCUGGGAGCUCAGAGUCUGGCUUCCAGUCUGAGGGACUGUCCAUGGAUCAAGAGUCUGGGGAUGUGGAAUGUGUGUAUUCCCUACGGAGUGUUAGAGAGACUGCAACAACAGGACCCACGGAUACAACUGCUCUAGAACAUUGUUCUAAUGUUGUUCUAACAGAACCCCAGAGGAUACAGCUGCUCUAGAACAUUGUUCUGUUGUUCUAACAGAACCCCAGAGGUUACAACUGCUCACUGUACUGUGUUCCUGGACACCACUGUCCUGUGUUCCUGGACACCACUGUUCUGUACUGUGUUCCU